GACGCUCUGUCAGACCGAGGAGGGCCCGGCGAGCGGCCGCGGGGCUGCAGCAGCGCCUCCAGUAGACCGGGAGCUCCCGGAGGGCAGGGGGCUUGUACGACCCCCUCUGUGCCCUGCCCCAGCCUGGCUUGAGUUGAAUCCAGGACCAGCUGCUGUCCACCUCCCCACUCCCACUGUGCCCUCCUGCCUCCAGCCAUGGCGCCCCUGCUCGCCCUGUUCCUGGCUGCCCUGUUGGGCCUACCCCUGGCCCAGGCUCUGGACUGCCAUGUGUGCACUUACAACGGGGAGAACUGCUUCAGCCCCAUGCGCUGCCCAGCCAUGGUCACCUACUGCAUGACCACGCGCACUUACUACACCCCGACCAGGAUGAAGGUGAGCAAGUCGUGCGUGCCCAGCUGCUUCGAGACCGUGUAUGAUGGCUACUCCAAGCACGCGGCCACCACCUCCUGCUGCCAGUAUGACCUCUGCAACGGCGCUGGCCGUGCCGCCCCUGGGGCUCUGGCCCUGGUCCCUGUACUCCUGGCCACCCUCUGGAGUCUGCUCUAAGCCCCCCGCCAGCCGCACUCAAG
Messenger RNA from Ceratotherium simum simum (southern white rhinoceros), 569 nucleotides. RefSeq names its product Ly6/neurotoxin 1 (gene LYNX1). NCBI's taxonomy places the organism in Eukaryota, Metazoa, Chordata, Mammalia, Perissodactyla, Rhinocerotidae. The record is from RefSeq and is a predicted model, not a curated record. Gene Ontology annotation, cellular component: plasma membrane.